AUGUCUUCAUCUCAUGAUUCGCUGAGUACCGCUGAGAUCUUAGGCUAUAGUGCCAACUCUAUCGGAUAUCUAUUCCAGUUCUGUAACACUGUCCAGUCUGCCCGCAUAAACUACUUCUUCUGCCGGUAUGAUGAUGAAACGUCAUUGAGAGCGACUACUAUCCUAAGCUCAUUGAUUCGGCAAUGCCUGGACGUGGAGAACUUGCCCACAACAGUCGAGUCUCGUCUUGCUGAGUAUCUGAAGGACCCUCCCUUGAAUGCACUGCAAUUAGAGUCUUUAUUGCAGGAUGUCAUUGCAUUGUCAGAAGUUCACUUUGUUGUAAUAGAUGGCGUUGACGAGUGCAGGGCAAAUGAGCGCAAAACGCUCUUUAAGGUGCUUCACCGGCUGCUAGAACGAAGUGGUUCAACACUGAAAUUGCUGCUGAUAAGUCGGGACAGCAUCAGCACUGAAGUGAAGAUGCUUCAUCGCCAUUUCCAUCACGUGCAGAUGAGCCGUCCAGAGGCUUCCUCAGACAUUGAGGCCUUUAUUAAGGAUGAGAUUCAAGAGAGAGUAGCCAGCAAGGAAUUGGUUGUGGGUAAUUCCAAGCUUUUAAAAGACAUUCAAGAUGCUCUUGUCCGAGGAGCACAAGGAAUGUUCCUUUGGGUUGUUUUCAUGAUUCAAGACCUCUGCUCUCAGAGCUGCGAUGAAGACAUACGCAGAACAAUCGACAACCUUCCUGAAGACUUACCAAAGUUGUACCAUUGCAUUGUUUCCCGUAUCGUUGAUUCCAAGCACGAAAAGACUGUGAAGAAGAUCUUACGCAUGUUGGCCAGUGUGCAACGCCCAUUGUCAAUAGGGGAACUUCAGGAAGCCUUAUCUGUGGAACCUUAUUCUUCCUACCUGAAGCCUGGACGACGAACAAACGAUAUCUGGAGAGAUAUUUCAUGGUGUGAGAAUCUGGUUUAUGUGGAUGAGGGCGAUGAUACAGUUCACUUCGCUCACUACACCAUUAAGAUCUUCUUGCUUGAUCAGUCUCUAGGCUCACACCAUUCUGAUUUCCACUUCCACCCAGACAAGGCAAACUAUGAACUUGGAGAGAUUUGCGUCACAUAUCUCAACUCCAGUGAUUUCAAGAGACAGCUAGACAGAAUAACAAAAGCGCAAGCGUCCUUCAGCCCUGAGCUGGCGUUAGAAGCUUCUCUCUCGGCCGAACUAGGCUCUAAACUGGGUGCUCCGCUAUCCAAACUAGGGCGAUUGCAAUGUCUUAGGAAGACUACUAACUUUGAUCUGAGGAAGCAGAUACCCAAAAGUGCAGAGACGAGCAUCGAGCAUCCUUUUCUAGAUUAUGCAUCCAAGUACUGGCUUCAGCAUUGCACCGACUUUACUACAGAGGAUAUUCGUGCCUGGAACCUGUGGAAAGCUAUAUUACUGAAUGUGGACAGCCUUGGUCAUACCUCAUGGACAGGUGUUGAAUGGAACCAACGUGCAAAAAUAGUCUUGGACUUUAUUUUAUCCUACGACCAUAAGGCACUUCUUACUUGUAUUGAGAAAAGCAACGAACCUUUCCACAAACAAACAACACUGGAGCUGUUCAUAUCUGCAGCUGGCAGAGGUAAGGUGAAAGUGUUAGAAUACCUGCUUGAAACAGACCCAAAAGUGGCAGUAGAAUCACUUCGUGGUCGAACUGCACUCCAUGCAGCAGCGGAAGGAGGCCAUAUUGAGAUAGUGGAGAGAUUGCUUGCUACAGAGGCUGAUAUCAAUAAAGGACAUGGUCAAAAUGCACUCGAAGCAGCAGCAGGCGGAGGCCAUAUUGAGGUGGUGGAGAGAUUGCUUGCUGCAGAGGCUGAUGUUGACGUACUAUCUGGUCGAACUGCGCUUCAAGCAGCAGCACACGGAGGCCAUAUUAAAGUGGUAGAGAGGUUGCUUACUGCAAAGGCUGACGUGAAUGCACCAGCAGCAGCAGCUGAUGAUCGAACUGCACUCCAAUCAGCAGCACACGGAGGCCAUAUUAAGGUAGUGAAGAGAUUGCUUGCUGCAGAGGCCGAUGUGAAUGCAGCAGCAGCAUCUGUUGAUGGUCGCACUGCACUCCAAGCAGCGGCUGAGGGCGGCCACAGUCAAGUGAAAAAAUUAUUGAAAGAUCAUAGAAGGGUUAUAUAA
This is a messenger RNA of Endocarpon pusillum Z07020, 2136 nucleotides long. RefSeq lists its product as uncharacterized. Bases 1 to 2136 code for a protein of 711 amino acids. The record is from RefSeq and is a predicted model, not a curated record. The transcript is spliced from 2 exons. NCBI's taxonomy places the organism in Eukaryota, Fungi, Ascomycota, Eurotiomycetes, Verrucariales, Verrucariaceae. Gene Ontology annotation, molecular function: protein binding.